Molecule: messenger RNA, 1184 nt
Organism: Amaranthus tricolor (Joseph's coat)
Lineage: Eukaryota; Viridiplantae; Streptophyta; Magnoliopsida; Caryophyllales; Amaranthaceae
Product: cell number regulator 6-like
Exons: 5
Coding region: 156-884 (242 amino acids)
Source: RefSeq, a predicted model, not a curated record
ACCCUUACGUGCCAUCCCCGAACUUUCUCCCUUAUUGACGAGUCAACUACGACUAUGUAACUUAACUCAUUUUACAAGGAAAAAAAAGUUUGAGACUUCUACAAUUCUAACCAAAAUCAGAGUUUCCCCUGAAUCUAGUGACAUAAAGAAACACAAUGACUGAAGAAAACGCAUCGAGAUAUGUGAAGUUGACUAAAGCUCAGGUUUCUGGCGAUGAUGAAGAGAUUAAGCCUGGGGAACUUAAUCAAGCUAUACCCACUUCUCAGUUGCAUGUUCAUAGGUGUAGCGAAUGUGGACAACCUUUACCUGAAAGCUAUGAGCCUCCUGCUGAUGAACCAUGGUCUAGUGGGAUAUUUGGGUGUACUGAAGAUACUCAAAGUUGUUGGACUGGCCUUUUCUGCCCAUGUGUCCUAUUUGGACGUAAUGUGGAAAGUCUGAGAGAUGAUACCCCAUGGACUACACCAUGCGUCUGUCAUGCUGUAUUUGUGGAAGGUGGCAUGGCACUGGCUGCAGCCACUGCUUGGACCUACGGUAUCGACCCAAGAACAACUUGUUUGAUCUGGGAGGGAUUGUUUUUCACCUGGUGGAUGUGUGGAAUAUACACCGGUCUUGUUCGACAAUCCUUGCAGAGAAAAUAUCAUCUCAAGAACUCCCCAUGCGACCCAUGCCUAGUGCAUUGUUGCAUGCACUGGUGUGCCUUAUGCCAGGAGCACCGAGAAAUGAAAUCCCGUCUCACGGAGGACGCUGCCAUGCCCAUGACCGUUGUUAACCCUCCACCCGUUCAAGAAAUGAAUUCCGGCAGGGAAGACCAGGCAUCUACAACUUCUACUUCGGAAAAGAAUGAAGAAAGAGACGGAGUCAAUUUAGAAAUGCAGGCUCUAUAGUUGUCCUGCAUCGCUUUCUCGUAAAGUCGAAAAGAAAAACGAAAAAUACAAAAGAGAAAUGUUCAAAGCGGAACUUCAUUAGAACAUGAUAAACCAAGGUUUUUGGUUGAUCUUAUAUGGGAUGCUUCAUGCUAUCAAUUAUUUACUGUUUAAAUUCCCAUUUUGAUAUUGUACAAUGAAUCCACAGGCUUUCUACUAAGAGUAUACAUUCAGCACUACUGGUGCCUUUGUUCCGUCACAAAUUUUUGUACCAGAUUUUAUAUAUAGGUCAAAUAGUCCAACUAAUAUGAAUUAUUGGCA